Messenger RNA from Acanthosepion pharaonis, 663 nucleotides. The record is from the annotation of a GenBank genome assembly. Lineage: Eukaryota; Metazoa; Mollusca; Cephalopoda; Sepiida; Sepiidae.
AUGAGCUUGGAACUCGAGAUGAUGUAUCAGUCUUUUCUUGAUAAUGAAGUGCCCCAGAUGUGGACCAACGUUGCUUAUCCAUCUAUGAAGGCCCUGGGCAGCUGGAUUCAAGACCUGAUUGCUCGCUGUUCAUUUCUGGAUACAUGGAUCAAGAAAGGGCAACCAGAAUCCUUUUGGUUACCAGGAUUCUUCUUUCCACAAGGUUUUCUGACUGGCACAUUACAGACUCAUGCCAGGAAAUACAAUUUGCCAAUUGAUCACCUCAGUUUCCAGUAUGCCAUUAUUCCAGAAUAUUACCAACAGUUAUCUUCUCCAGAUUCAACAGAAGAGACUGUUGAGUAUUCUUUUCUCACUCUCAAUUCUCUGCUCCACUUUUUACCCACUCUCUUGCAUUUCUGUUUCUCUUCUCUUUAUCUUAUUACUUCCACUAAUCAUUCACUGCCCACAAUGACUCUCUUUCUUUCGCUCACUCUCCUCUUGUUCCCACUUUCUCAUCUAAUUCAUCCUCUUCUUCUCUCCUAUUUCUCAUUCUUUUUCUCUUACCGCAUCUACUCUACUAAUCUGUUAUCCUUUCUCUCUCCUCACCCUUUUUGUUAUACUUGUCAUUCUCUUCAUCUUUCUCUUGUCUUUUCUGAUCAGUUGAUCAAGAAAAAAGUCAAGUGA